UACGCAAUUGGCGACAUCUCGUCAGCUGCACUAACUGCGCGGAGCGGCUCCAUCCUCAGUACCCGAUCUCAAUCCGGAGGAUGCUCACGCUUGAGAAGGAGAGAAUCCAAACCGAGGCAAGGAGAACGCUCCUCCAGAUCGAGAUCCCGGUCUCGCUCCCAGUCCGUCAAGUGGGCCACGUGGGCCGACAAGGUCAAGGGAGCGACGCAGCAGUCUGGGAAGAAGAACGCAUCAAGCAAAGAAACGAAAGAUCAUCGACUUUCUUCAAUAAGUUCUUACAGUCUCUGUAAAGCCAGUCAGCCGCCGGAAAUUGACCACACGCGCCGUUACCCUACUAACCCUUUCAACCUAACGCGCCGAAGAUGACAAGGCAGCCUCUGACAAAGACCGGACACUGCGACUGAACUUGCUGUCGACAUGCGAUAUCUGCCGACUGAUGCAAGGAUAGCAUUCCUCGUGAUCUCAACCAUAAUGACACUUACAAUGUUGGCUUAUGUCAAGAUCCAAAUAUAUCUAAAUGGCGAAGAUAUUAUGAAGCCCAAGCACCGAACUCAGCCACCUGAGUUUGGCAGCAGAACUUUCGGGGAGCACCGAUACGUGAACUUAAGUAAUAUCACCGUUCAUUACAUGACCAAGGGAUGCGAUGACGUCGAUGGAAACCGCACCAUGUUGCUGUUGUUGCAUGGAUUCCCAGAUUUUUGGUUCAUCUGGAACAGGCAGAUACCACAGCUGAGCACUCACUUCUGCGUCGUCGUGCCAGACUUACGGGGUUGCGGUAACACCACACGGCCCGCACAUCCUUCGGAGUACUUCAUAACGAAUCUUAUCCAAGACGCACGAGAAUUCAUUGCAACUGUAAAUCCCAACAACUCGAGGCAGUUGGUUUUCGUCGGGCAUGGCUGGGGAGGCAUGAUCGGCUUCUGCUUCGUUACACUGCACGGGAACUUAGUACACCGCAUGAUCGUCAUCAACGGCUACCACCCGUUAGCCUUUGUCAAGCAGCUACAGCGAAGCCUCAUUCAGAUGAUGAUGUCCUGGUACACCGUCGCGUUCCGAGUUCCUUCUGUACCCGAGCAGUACAUGACCAUCAAGGACUUCGCGUUUUUCGACUACGUACUCUGGGAUUCCUCAACAGCCGAAGAAGUGAAUGCAACCAAAUACGUCUAUUCUAAGCCUGGAGCGUUGACGGGUGUACUGAACUACUACCGCGCCUUCAACUACGACAGCGAGCAGCUGAUGAAGCUGGAAUACCGCAAGAUCGACGUGCCGACCCUCAUCCUGUGGAGCGAGAAAGACCGCUACAUGACGACGCCCAUAGCCGAGUUCAACCGAGAGCACCUGAGGACGUCCUCGGUUAUUUACUAUCCGGACGGUGGCCACUGGCUAAUGCGGCAAUGUGCUGACAACGUGAACAGACGUAUCAUCGAAUUUGCAUCUGCGGGAAAGAUCGCCUUUAGCAACAACGUGGCCCCGUCGCAAGUGCCAUUGCAAGAAGCCAAGUGCGCAGAAUCGCCAAAGCCGUCCAAAAAGAGCUGAGUAUUUUAGGCGACUUCACAUUUUGUCGUUUCUAACCUCAUCACGACCGCUCAGUUUAUGAGGAGCAGUGUUGUUAUAUUCACAAGAACACUUAUUACACUUACACUUCAUCCCGUAGGAGGCGCGUGAAUUCAUGAUCAGCUACUUUUUGAAGACAAGGUCUUCUUUGCUGACUGCAUACGGGUUUGGCCUAUCUACGUUCUCGGUAUAUGUCUAUGCAACCUCUAAACAAAACGGUAAUUUUGCUUCUUUAGAACGUCGUAGCGAGUCGUAAAAGGAAUGAAUAUGUAAAUCUCAACGAGACAAGAAGCAAGAAAUAGUCGAUAAUUUCGCGAGAUAACCAGUGAGGGUGUAAUUAACGCCCAUGUAGUCUAAUAUUACCCAAAUUGCACAAUACACUGCGUAUCGUCGGUAUCGGCCUACCUGGCGUCCUUGUAAAAAAAGAAGAAAGGCAUGUCAACCAAAAUUGCCAUGAAUGAAGAGAAAGCGAUGUGCAUGCGCAUGAAAAAGCGAAUAAAAAACGUAAAUGACAUGAAACAGACAGUUUGGAGUAAAAUAUAAGGUCUGAUAGGGGAACGCAAGAAUAAUCUAAAUAAUGCAAGAAUACUACGAAGUUAGGCCACAUUGCAUCAUCUUUAGUGCCUUAAAUUUCAGUACAUAUAAAUGCAUGUAGCACGUACAUCGGCCUUGUAUUCAUGCAUGUCGAUUUUGGCUGUCACGCCUUUUUAUCUGCAGCACAUAUGUCAGUGCAGUCACACCACUAAGCUUUUUGCCGAUACAGGGUUGCGAUGAAAACUUUGAUACGAAGAGACGUGGAGUACAUAAACUUUAGUAGACCUUACAUUAAUUACAGGCGUGUUCCAGGCCACCUAUUUUCAAUCCUUUAUGCAAACUUUCAUGAAAAUCGCGGUGAGCUCAAGAAUAUGUGCACCGAUUUCUCUGAAAGUUUUCCACCCUAUGGCCAAACGAAAGAGUGAGUUAACGACACACCCAAGGAGGUAAUGAGCCUGCCUAUUCCUUCAAUGCGAGGUCGCGCAUCUUAAAGCACAUCGAAGCAAUAUAACGAAAAAGGGCGGAUAUUGAAUCACGUGGGACAGUCUUUCCUUCUACGCUGCAAUAAGUAGUUUUGAUAUCACCCAUUUUGGAGCGAUAUAUCUUCUUUUCGAGCCGGCUGCAAAUGACAUGUCUGUUACGUGAAUUCUAACCAUGGCAGUCUCGAGUACUGCGUACGCUUGUUAUGUGCAGCGGACUGAACAUCCGGACGCACGUGCAUACUCUCGCUAUUCCAAAAAAAUUGAGCUGUUGACUUCAUUCCACAUAUCACCUCUCAGCGAAUCAUGAGGUAGGUGAUUCCUAAAUGAAUAGAGUAAGUGUUACAGACACAGCAUUCAAUAUAAUUCCCUCUCUACUUCAUUCUUGUGUACAUAGAAACAUUGCCUUGUGGGAAUGCUUGUGCCGAAAGCGGAAAAGAAAGCCUAUUGCAUUUGGGCGAGGGGUGUCACCUGCCUGUUCGGUCAAGUGCUCCUGGUAAGGUAGUUUGCUGCCCUUGGCUAGGCCUAAUAAAUAAAUUUUUCGCACUUCUAACGGUUAUACUACGUGCCAUUAUUUAUGCUUGGAGACGUGAAAUUCGAGAAGCAUCACCACAGAGGCCGGCAGACGUGUCUCAAACGAGUAUAUCGUUACUUAUUUCGAAAUAAAAAUCAGAACUGCACUCUUUAUAGCAGUAAGCGUGCCGGCCAGUACGUCUUUAAACAAUUUUGGUGAAUAAGUGCGAUCGCCUAAAGAGCAGUACAAAUUUGGUUGGGUCUAUGUUUUGACGAGAAUUGUUAAGGCAUGACGAUUCUCAGGGCAGAUGCAGUAUGAUGCGUUGGUUGCCGUUAUUCAUUAGAGUAGCUUGUUGGGCAAGUUGGUAGCUAUUCAUUACAAAAUAUAAAGACGCCAAAUAGA
Dermacentor albipictus is the source of this 3483-nucleotide messenger RNA. NCBI's taxonomy places the organism in Eukaryota, Metazoa, Arthropoda, Arachnida, Ixodida, Ixodidae. The record is from RefSeq and is a predicted model, not a curated record.